UUUUAACCGAACAGCUGUGAUGUUGCAAAAUCGGUAAAGGAUAAUUGAAAAAAAUGGAAAGAGAAAUUGGAACGCGUGGCUUGAGCAAAUAAAAGAAGGCUGUUUUUAGUGGUGAUACUACAAUAAGACAAAUCUAAAUUAAAAGUAAAUAGUAAAUUGCAAAUAUGGCACCCAUAAUCGAAAAACGAAUGUUACAACAACAGCAACAGCCACAGAAACAACAACUACAGCAGCAAAAUCUAUCGUCUGCCUCUGUUCUUAAAGAAGGUAGCGGCACUGGAAGUGGUGCAACAACUACAAACAUGGGAGCAGCUCAAUCUUUUGUACAAAAUGCCUUAAAUCACAGUCAUGGCCAUGGUCAUGGUCAUCAUCACCACCACCAUCAUAGUCACCAUCACCAACAUGCCAAAGAGAAUGCUGCCAGCAAUCGGAGCAGUAGUGCGAGUAAAAAGGGUUUAGAAAUUUUAGAUUUUCAUGAAUCGUGGCGUGAAGAAGUGGAAAUGUACAAAGAUGCCAAGUAUGCCAAAAAACAUAUUCCUCAGCAAUUGCUCGGCUCACAUAACCAUGCUCAUACGCCCCAAGGUUGCCAAUUGGAAAUGAUCAAUGUUAGUGCCAAUAAAUUCUCACAUGUGACCAAUCAGCAUAACAAUAACGUCAAUAACAAUAACAACCCUGUUGCAGACAGCUAUGUUGGAAAUACAACAACGUCAUCAUCAACAUCAGCCCCAACUGCUGCAGGUCAAAUAAAUGGCGGCGCUACUAAUAGUAUUGUUAGUGGAAGUAGUAGAAAGAAAAGCAUAGCGUAUGAAAAUAAACCCCGAGUACGUGUUGCUGCAUCGAUAGCCGAGGCAACAGCAGAGUCUGCUGCCAGCAAUCAGUUGCAUUUAAAGAGACCACGAGAAGAGAUGCCAUCUAAAACGGCUAGUGGUGCGAAAUACCCCAGUCCACGAACUGCCAAGCGUACAGGUCACAGUUCAUCGCCAAUUGCUGACAAUGGUCAGUUAACAAGUGUGGCACGCAAUAACAGUCCCACAAAAAAUAUAGCUGCUUCUGCUUCCAAUAAUACCAAUAAUAAUGCACAUACUACCAGUUUCACAAACACCUCCUCAUCAUCCGCUAAGAAUAAUAUGAAAAUCAUUGUAAAUCAAUUCCAUGCCAGUAGUCUGCUUAAUGGUCAUCACUACGAAGAAAAAGAACAGAUUUUAACACAAAAUGGUUUGACCAAUCCACAAUCAUCGGCCACUGCUUAUGAGGCGAGCUUUUAUGCCGCAAACUACUUGACACCUGAUGCACGCAAUAGUAAUAAUAAUAAUAACAGUAAUAAUAGUCAAAUGCACGGUAUGAUACAAACAAAUUUGGGAAGUCAUAGUAAUUAUGUUGGUGUUUCUUUAGCAAAUAGUUGCAGCAGUGAGGCAGCGGCUCAUCUCAAUAGUAAUGGUUUGGCAGAUGAUGACCCAUGUGCGGCCAUUGAUGACGUAAACACAUAUACGGAUAGCGACUCAGAAGAGGAAUAUACCGGCGAUCCGUUUUAUCUGGCCGAAGAUGGCACUGAAACACAUCAAAGUAAAAACAUACGUUACCAAGCCGCCAUAGAAGAGGAAAAUGCUGAGCAAAAUAAUGAAACUACCAAUGAGACCUGCAUAUAUCCAACGCCCCAGUGUAUAUUAUCGCCAAGUCUCUUUCCAAAUGUGCCUCCGUACUUAAAUUUUUCUUCCCAUGCGGAAUCUGGUCCAACCAUGCCACCACAACUACACAAGAUCUUGAAAUGGAAAUUGAGUCCGGUUAUGCCGAAAAUAGUUAAACGUGUCGUUCUAAAUUCGGGCUUUCGUAUUAUUAAAAAUACCACCGACUGGAUGGCUGUUUGGGAAAAGCAUAUGAAGAGUCCUGGUUUUCGAACGAUACGAUCACAUCAGAAAUACAAUCAUAUGCCCGGAUCUUUUCGCAUUGGACGCAAGGACAGCAUGUGGCGCAGUAUACAACAGAAUAUGAAAAAGUUUGGUAAUAAAGAAUUUGGAUUUAUGCAAAGAUCUUACAUAAUGCCCGACGAUUUAGAAGACUUAAGGAAAGUCUGGCCUAAAAAUGCAUCAAGACAAAAUAAGUGGAUUGUUAAGCCGCCAGCUAGUGCUAGAGGCACUGGUAUAAGUAUUGUAAACAAAUGGUCCCAGUUUCCCAAAGACCGACCAUUAGUAGUGCAAAAGUACAUAGAACGGCCAUUGUUAAUAAAUGACAACAAAUUUGAUAUGCGUAUAUAUGUGGUUAUGACCUCUAUAAAUCCUUUGCGUAUUUAUAUGUAUAAAGAUGGUUUGGCAAGAUUUGCUUCUGUUAAAUAUAGCUCUGGAUUGAAUAAUCUUGAUGAACGUUGCAUGCAUCUGACAAAUUAUAGUAUAAAUAAAUUUUCGGAAAACUAUUCGAAAAACGAAGAUGUCAAUGCUUGCCAGGGUCAUAAAUGGACACUACAAUCAUUGUGGUGUUGCCUGGAGGGACGUGGUGUCAACACUAAACGCUUAUGGGCCACUCUACGUAAUCUGGUGAUCAGAGCUAUUAUAAGUGGUGAAGCUGGUCUUAAUCGCACAUAUCGUCAGAAUGUAAAUUUUCGCUACAACUGUUUUGAAUUGUUUGGCUUUGAUGUUUUGUUGGAUGAAAAUCUUAUACCCUGGCUUUUGGAAAUCAAUAUAUCGCCCUCAUUACAUUCAGAAUUGCCAUUGGACUUGCAUGUAAAGGGACCUUUGAUACAGUCGAUUUUAAACACAGCCCUGUACCAGGUGCCACCGAAACUGAAUGAGAAAAAUCAAAAAGAGAUAUUGGAGGCGUUGAAGCUGAAAGCUCCACUCUGCCAUGAUAAACGCAUUUUCACUACUUGUCUCAGAAAUGAUGAAAUACGAAAACAUAAUCACUUUACAAAUCGUUCUAUAGAAUAUCGUGAAGAAUAUUUAGAUGCCAUUUUGGAAAACCUCAAUCCGGAUGAUGUACGCUGUUUGCUGGUAUCCGAAGAUGAACUAAAUCGCUGCAGUCCCAUGGAACGUAUAUUUCCAACAACCGAUACACAUAAGUAUUUGAAAUUUGUAGAACACCCUCGUUACUAUAAUCGGUUAAUGGAUGCGUGGGAAAAUCGUUAUGGUAAUUGUCGCGAAAAGGGUAUUGAACUGCUGAGAAGUUAUUGUUCGGAUAAUUAUCAUUUGCAAGUAGCAGAUGCGGCUCUAGAAAAGGAACCCAAUGUUGCUCUAACAGAAAUUGACUUGUUACACGUUAAGAAACCCGAUGAGCCAGCUGUUGAUGACUCAUCGGCACCAUUGUCCGUCGAUACCGAUGACAUUAGUAACAAUACAAAAGAAUCCCAACCAAACAGCAAUAGCACUCCCGCUGCUACCGAAAUGCAAAACUAUAUGUUCAAUUCUGUUGAUGAUUUGUUAGACGAAUCAAAGUAUAACAAAAGUAAGCAAACUUCAAAUUCGAAUCCGAACAAAAUUUAAACAAUAACGUAAUGAAUCUACUGGUAAACCUAAGACUGAAAUUAAAGUUUCAUAAUGUUUAAUACAAGUAGCGAACUACUAUAUAUAUAUAAUAUGUAUGUACUCGUAUAUGUAUUACUUACUCCCUAGAUAAUGUAUUGUAUAAUGCGAAGUUUUAUAAUAUUUGAAUUCUAUCCGAAUUAUAUAAGAUGAAGACAAAAUUAAAGUAUAAAUAAAUAAAAUAAAGAGAAAAAUAUAUAAAUGUAAAGAACAA
Messenger RNA from Calliphora vicina (urban bluebottle blowfly), 3723 nucleotides. RefSeq names its product Tubulin tyrosine ligase-like 4B (gene TTLL4B). Gene Ontology annotation, biological process: protein polyglutamylation; microtubule cytoskeleton organization. The transcript is spliced from 10 exons. Bases 165 to 3470 code for a protein of 1101 amino acids. The record is from RefSeq and is a predicted model, not a curated record. NCBI's taxonomy places the organism in Eukaryota, Metazoa, Arthropoda, Insecta, Diptera, Calliphoridae. Gene Ontology annotation, cellular component: cilium. Gene Ontology annotation, molecular function: tubulin-glutamic acid ligase activity; tubulin binding.